Molecule: messenger RNA, 4780 nt
Organism: Rosa chinensis
Lineage: Eukaryota; Viridiplantae; Streptophyta; Magnoliopsida; Rosales; Rosaceae
Product: pleiotropic drug resistance protein 1
Exons: 23
Coding region: 375-4745 (1456 amino acids)
Cellular component (GO): membrane
Molecular function (GO): ATP hydrolysis activity; ABC-type transporter activity; ATP binding
Source: RefSeq, a predicted model, not a curated record
AUUUGGCCAAAGAACAGAAAGUGGAUCAUUUUGUGAAUCUGCUCUUUUCGACUGAGUUCACAGAUCGGAAAACAAAGGUAUAGUGAAUAAGUAUCAACCGGACCGUAUGAACAAGAAGAAGGCUUGGUGGUUGAUUACACGUCGAUCCUUUUCCCUUUCAUAUCGGUUCGAUCGGAACAAAUUUCGAAGGCAUAUAUAGAAAAAUUGAUCGACCAAGAGAGCGAGAAACAAAAUAGAGAGACAAGCCGUAGUUUUAUUUAUUGUAGACCAUUGGAUUGUAAUAAAGCCGUGUCGCAAUGUUGUCAAAAGCUUAGGGAGUAGGUUGGGAGAAAAAUGACUUUGCUUAGGAGAGAAGUUGCUAUACUGUUUGCUCAAUGUCAAAGCUCAAAACGUUAAUGUUUUUCAUUAAAAACGAAAAAGCUAUGAACAUCACAUUCAGUCAAGAACAAGAAGAAGAGGAAAUCAUCGAGCCUCCUUCCGGUGAAGGAGCUGAUGAGGAGUCCAGUCUGACAAUGACGACGUACUGGUCUGCUGUAGAGCGGUUACCUACCUAUUCCAGAACAAGGAGAGGAAUUCUACUCGGCCAAGGUCAAGAGGAGGACGGUGAAAGCAGAGAGAUUGAUAUCAAGAAGAAUCUUGGACUACGAGAGAGGAAGACUUUGUUGGAGAGGCUGGUGCAGACUGUUGAGCAAGAUAAUGAAAAGUUGUUGCGCAAGAUCAAGGACCGCAUGAAUAGAGUUGGACUUGAAUUUCCAACAACUGAAGUGCGGUUCGAACAUUUAAAUGUUGAAGCAGAGGCUUAUGUAGGAACCAGGGCGUCGUCACCUACAGUGUUCAACUUCUCCAUCAAUAUGUUAGAGGGGUUCCUGAAUUGUUUUCACAUUCUUCCAAGUAAAAAGAGAGCAUUUCCAAUCCUUCAUGAUGUAAGUGGGAGCAUCAAGCCAAGAAGAAUGACACUUCUUUUAGGGCCACCUGGCUCUGGAAAGACCACGUUCUUAUUGGCGUUGGCUGGAAAACUGGGUAAAGCUAAUCUAAAAUUUUCGGGGAGAGUUACAUACAAUGGAAGUGAGAUGGAUGAGUUUGUAUCAGACAGGAUGUCAGCUUAUGUUACUCAACACGAUCUACAUAUUCCAGAACUGACAGUGAGAGAGACACUGGCUUUUGCAGCUAGAUGUCAAGGUGUUGGACCACGUUAUGAAAUGUUGGUGGAAUUAUUAAGGAGAGAAAAGGCUGCAAAUAUUAUGCCAGAUCUUGAUCUUGAUCUCUACAUGAAGGCAGCAGCACUAGAAGGACAGGAAGCUAAUAUAGUUACAGACUUUAUUCUUAAGAUUUUGGGACUUGAAGAUUGUGCUGACAUUAUGGUAGGAGACGAAAUGACCAGAGGUAUAUCUGGUGGACAGAAAAAGAGACUCACCACAGGGGAGAUGCUGGUUGGACCAGAAAGAGUCCUUCUGAUGGAUGAAAUAUCCAAUGGGCUGGACAGCUCAACAACAUUGCAAUUAGUGAAAUCACUACAACAAUAUGUCCACAUUCUGAACGGAACUGCAUUAAUCGCUCUACUGCAGCCAGCACCGGAGACAUACAAUCUCUUUGAUGAUAUAAUUCUCCUCUCGGAUGGCUACAUCGUUUAUCAGGGUCCACGUGAGAAUGUUCUUGAGUUCUUUGAGUACAUGGGCUUCAAAUGUCCAGAGAGGAAAGGAGUUGCUGAUUUCCUGCAAGAGGUGACAUCAAGAAAAGAUCAAGAGCAAUACUGGGCUCAUAGGGAUAGGCCUUAUAGAUUUGUAACAACCAAGGCAUUCUCUGAAGCAAUGCAGUUAUUUCACAUCGGUAGAAAAGUUGGUGAUGAGCUUUCUAUUCCAUUUAACAAGUCCGAAGGCCACCCUGCUGCAUUGUCAACUAAAAAGUAUGGUGUUAAUAAGAAGGAAUUGUUCAAAGUUUGUAUGGCCAGACAAAUUUUGCUUACAAAGAGGAAUUCGUUUGUCUACAUUUUCAAAUUGGUUCAGCUUAUUCUAGUUGCUCUUACAACAAUGACAUUAUUUUUACGUACUGAGAUGCACCAGAACACAGUAGCAGAUGGUGGGAUUUAUAUGGGAGCUUUAUUCUAUACACUACUCGCAAUUAUGCUUAAUGGGUUUCCUGAGCUUCAUAUGACAGUCACUAGACUGCCUGUGUUUUUCAAGCAAAGGGACCAUCUGUUCUAUCCUGCUUGGGCAUACUCUUUACCCACAUGGAUGAUAAGGAUCCCUAUAACUUUUGUGGACGUUUCCAUCUGGGUGAUCAUAACUUACUACCCUAUAGGUUAUGAUCCGAGCAUUGAAAGGUUUUUCAAACAGUUCCUUCUACUGCUGUGUAUUAGCCAGAUGGCAAAUGGAUUGUUUCGAUUGAUAGGGGCACUAGGAAGGAACAUGACUAUUGCAAAUACAUUUGGAUUUGGUGCUUUACUUGUCAUUCUUGGUCUGGGUGGCUUUGUCAUAUCACAAGAGGAUAUGAAGAAAUGGUUGUUGUGGGGAUAUUGGCUCUCACCAUUCACAUAUGGACUGAAUGCCAUCGCUGUCAAUGAAUUUCUUGGAGAAAGUUGGAGACACGUUCCUGCCAACUCAACAGAAGCAUUAGGAGUUAUGGUUUUGAAGUAUCGAGGCAUAUUUCCGGAGGCACGCUUCUACUGGAUUGGAUUAGUAGCUUUGAUUGGAUUUAUUCUUCUGUUGAAUUUCCUUUUCACCUUGGCACUUCAGUAUCUUGAUCGUAAGUACCUAGGCAUAUUAAUUUCUGUCUACAGAUGGAUACUAUCAAUGCUAUGUUUUGACAAUUCUGACAAUUUCGUGGAUGCAGCACUUGAGAUGCCCCAAGCAGUACUAUCCAAUGAGGCAUCCUCCACAACAGAAGAUAGCAGAGUUGCAAGCAAUCCUACUAGGCAGCAUGGCAUGGUUCUUCCAUUUGAACCCCUUUCAAUUACUUUCGAGGAAAUCAGAUAUGCUGUUGAUUUGCCUAAGGAAAUGAAAGAUCAAAGCAAAACUGGGGAUCGGCUAGAACUUCUUAAGGGCGUGAGUGGUGCUUUUAGGCCUGGAGUUCUAACAGCUUUGAUGGGUGUUAGUGGCGCUGGAAAAACCACUCUCAUGGAUGUCUUGGCAGGAAGGAAGACAAGUGGAUAUAUUGAAGGUAGAAUCACCUUAUCUGGAUAUGCAAAAAGGCAAGAAACAUUUGCUCGCAUAUCAGGAUACUGUGAGCAAACAGAUAUACACUCCCCUCAUGUCACUGUUUACGAGUCUUUGGUUUAUUCUGCAUGGCUCCGGUUGCCCCGUGAGGUUGAUUCCCCAACCAGAAAGAUGUUUAUUGAGGAAGUCAUGGAGCUUGUAGAAAUGGCCUCAAUAAGUGACAGAUUUGUUGGAUUUCCAGGAGUGAAUGGUCUCUCAACUGAACAACGCAAAAGGCUAACAAUUGCAGUAGAGCUUGUUGCCAACCCCUCGAUAAUAUUUAUGGAUGAGCCGACCUCUGGCCUUGAUGCUAGGGCAGCAGCAAUUGUAAUGAGAACAGUGAGGAAUACAGUGGACACCGGGAGAACUGUAGUCUGUACCAUCCACCAACCAAGCAUUGAUAUAUUUGAUGCUUUUGAUGAGAUGUUGCUUUUGAAACGCGGGGGUGAAGAAAUAUAUGUUGGCCCUUUAGGCCACCAUUCUUCCCAGAUGAUCGAAUACUUUGAGGAGAUUUGUGGAGUUUCUAAAAUAAAGGAUGGUUACAAUCCGGCAACUUGGAUGUUGGAGGUUACUUCUCCAGCACAAGAAGCAUCUCUUGGGGUUGAUUUUGCAUACAUAUACAAAAACUCAGAAAUAUUUAGGAAAAAUAAGGCAUUGAUAAAAGAACUAAGUACUCCUGCACCAAAUUCAAAGGACUUGUACUUCCCAACACGAUAUUCACAGUCUUUCUUCACCCAGUGUCUAGCUUGCCUAUGGAAACAGCAUGUAUCGUAUUGGCGAAACCCUCAAUACACUGCGGUGAGACUUCUUUUCACAGCUACGAUGGCUGCACUACUUGGAUCAUUUUUCUGGGAUCUUGGUUCCAAAAGACAAAAGCAAAGAGAUCUCUUUAGCGCGCUGGGUUCUAUGUACGCUGCUGUUCUCUUUAUUGGUAUACAGAAUUCCUUAUCAGUGCAGCCAGUUGUACAUGUUGAGAGGUUGGUCUCUUACAGAGAAACGGCAGCUGGAAUGUACUCGGCUUUUCCAUUUGCCUUUGGACAGGCCGUCAUUGAGAUCCCAUACACUUUGAUCCAGACUAUCAUAUAUGGGGUUAUAGUAUACUCCAUGGUUGGAUUUGAUUGGACGGUCAGCAAGUUCUUUUUUUAUCUAUUGUUCAUGUACCUCACCUUCUUAUACUUCACCUUCCAUGGGAUGAUGAUUGUGUCAAUUACUCCGAGCAACACCAUGUCUGCUGUAGUUUCGUCCGCCUUCUACCCAUUAUGGAAUGUCAUUUCAGGAUUUCUCAUUCCCAAAACAAGAAUUCCAAUAUGGUGGAGAUGGUUCUAUUGGGUCAGCCCGACCUCUUGGAGCUUGUAUGGAUUGUUUUCUUCCCAGUUUGGCGGACUCAAAGACACCCUUGAUUCCGGUGAAACUGUAGAUCAUUUUAUAAGCACAUAUUUUGGAUAUAGGAAAGACUUUCUAGGUGUUGUUGUAGCUGUACUUAUUGGGUUUUCAGCGUUCUUUGUGUUCAUCUUUGCUUUUGCAAUCAAGAAACUAAACUUCCAAAAGAGAUGAACCAUCAUACAAGCAUGUAUCUGAAUAAUGAAAUA